Nipponia nippon (crested ibis) is the source of this 990-nucleotide messenger RNA. The record is from RefSeq and is a predicted model, not a curated record. Lineage: Eukaryota; Metazoa; Chordata; Aves; Pelecaniformes; Threskiornithidae.
AUGGGGCAAAUGGCCAGGGCCCACCGCCGCCUCGCUGCCCGCUCGCCUCAUGCCACCACCAUUAGAACCAGUGACCCUGCCCCAACAGCCGCCGCCAUCCCGCCACCGUCGGGUCAGACUAGUGGCCUCCGUGAGGAGAGGCAGUGCCCUGAGGGGGAGCCGUGCAGGUGGGCGCAGAGGGUGACCCCGGCCCCGAGCUGUCCUGCUGGGGCAGCAGCAAGAGCGAUGAGGGAGCUGGGGCGGGGACACCAAGGAGAUUGGGGGAGGCUGCAGGAUCCAAAUGAAGAUACUGAAUGGAAUGACAUACUGAGAGAUUUUGGAAUUCUUCUACCAAAAGAUGACAUUGAAAAAAUGUUUUUAUACUUGCAGAAAGAAGCAGAGGUGAAACCGUAUGAAAGAAUGAAUCUUGAAGAAUUAAAGGAAGCUGAAAAUUACUUUGAUGAGGCUGAUAGGAAAGCUAUUGAAAUGUACAUGCAGCAAUGCUUGCAAGAAUGGAAAUGUCUUCAGAGGAUACAAAAGUAUGGGGAGCUAAGGGAAAUUUGUGGAGAGCAGUAUGUAAAGGAAGUUACAAAUGCUCCAGAGGAUGUUUGGGUUAUAAUUCAUCUUUAUCGGUCAAGCAUCCCAAUGUGUUUACUGGUUAAUGAACAUCUCAGCCUGCGAGCCAGAAAGUUUCCAGAAGUCAAGUUUCUCAAAGCCAUUGUAAACAGCUGCAUUCAGAAUUACUAUGACAGAUAUUUACGCACAAUACUUGUAUAUAAAACUGGUGAAAUAAAAGGCGGGUUCAUUGGAGCAGCUGAAUGUGGGGGAAUAUAUCUUAAAGUAGAAGAGCUUGAAUGGAAACUAGCAGAAGUUGGAGCAAUAGAAACCGACUUAGAAGAAAACCCCCAAAAGGACAUUAUGAAUAUGGUGAAACUGUCAGUGAGAAAUAUUUCUGCUCAUGAAGACACCAGUACAAAAAGCAGUGAUGUGAGGAAACCACCUAUUACUUGA